AUGUUAGCUGAUCAGCUUAUCAUAUAUUUCAAAUAUUUCGAAAAUAUACAAAGACAAUAUAAGUGCUGUGGAAUAUAUUCUAUAGAAGACUGGCUUGAUGUAACCCAAUACCAGGGAUUGUUUACUGAACUAAGUAAUGAAUUACUGGAUCCAUGGGAAGGGGUUUCCAAUAGUAUUCCGAAAAGCUGUUGUAACCUAGAGGAAACAGUUAGUUGUUCUCAAUAUUUUCUGAAAUCAAUCAAACUGACAACAUAUCAUUCCACAAACGAUCAAGCACUUCAUAACAGUACUACCUUUAUUUAUACAGACGGGUGUUUGAACAGGGUAGCUGCUGAAGAACGACAGAUAAUGUACACUUUUACUAUUAAAUACGGCAUUAUAGGCAUAUGUCUACAUAUCAUACGGUUGACUAUAUUUUGUGUUGUCUAUAAUCACACUGAAAGAAAAAAUUUAAAUAAACUUGUAGAAAUCAAACAGUACUCUUUUACGAGUUCAGUUCAUUUCAGUCUAUUGAAAAACACUCGUUACAUAUCUAACUCACACUUAUCGAUUGCCUGUGGAAGUUAUUGGCUUUUUGGACAACCAGCUUUUACGCAGCUACAGUUUCGAAGGUUGAAAUCACAGUGGUUGGAAAAGAGUAUACGUAUAGGUUGGAUGUUUUACAAUAAAGACAAACAUUACGUAACAUUUCUACAUCGAAUAAACUUUCGGAAAAAAGAUGUACAAUUGAAUGAGUUUCGCCAGUUUCUGCGCUAUUCGAUACCAGCUUUUGAAAUGAUAAUCUAUGCUGACGGUAAUGAUAAAGAAGAGAUUGAAGCAAAUAUGAUCUACGGUGGUUAUAUUUCACGACUCUCAAGAAUGAUAUGCUUCUUGUUGUUCGGGAUCUUGAUUGGUGAGUUCUUCUUAGCAACAGUAAUACCUGUUAAAAAUGAAGCUAAUGAAUUGACUGCUGGUGAUAAAAGAAUACCAGAUUAUAUUAUUCAAAGAGAUGCUGAAGCACUGGCAAAUGAUGUCGAGUGGAUAGCUAGAAUAUUUAUUCGAAUUACAAUCACACUAACUGCCCUGGUAUCAUGCAGAUUUCGUUGUCUUCUCCUAUUAAUAAUUCCAAGCUUAGCGCAGACAAUUGGUUUAUCCUAUUUAGGCAAUGAAUUGUUAUAUGUGUCUAUAACAGGACCUGUUCAAAAUUUAGAACAUAAUCUUCGUUCAGCGUCUGAAUCAAUAAUUUGUUUCAUUAAACUAGCCUACAAUAUGACAAGAGAUAUAAACAAUUUUCUGGAGAGGGGUAAAGAAGAUAUUGAAUCAGAAGGAGAUUUAAAUUAUAUUGAGACUAUUAAAGUUAGAUCUGCUCAACUUAAAGAAAAAAUAAACCAAUAUAACGAAUCAAUUCAAAAUAUCAAUGCAGAAAUUCAAAAAGCGAAAACCAUGGUGAAACGUGCUGAAUCUUUUCUUGGCUCAAGUAUUAAUGAGACGAAUGUAUAUGCCCGUAUAUCUAUGGAAAUGGCUAAACAGGCUAAACAUGAAAUGAUUAAAACAGCUAAAGCAAGUAAAGAUAGCAUCAUUACAAUGUUGAAAGACAAAAGCGUCAAUAAAAGUAUAAUAAAACAAAUAACUGAUCGUAUUGAGAAUGGCUUACAAAUAGAAUACAGUAUGGAAACUCGUAUGCAAAAAACAUGUAUGGUCUUCUACAAAACACGUUCAAUGAUAUGUGAACAAUCAUCAAUUAAAGCAUGUAGCCGUUUACAAACUAUUCUUAUUGCAACAACACGCUAUCCCUUAUUGAUAAAAAAUACUUGUCUACGAAAAAUUGCUUCUGGUGUAGCGUGUCCAACUGAUCAAGCACUUGAAAAUGCAAUAAAUCAGUGUAGUUCAAGUUUAGCGAAAAUAGGCUAUUCUAGUGGAUUCGGUCCUUUAUUUUUACAAGCUCAACAAGAUUUAUAUAAUAUUAAACAAACAUUUCACUUUACCAUACAACAUAAAUUGUUUCAAUUUGAACAAAUCACUAAAUGGUUUAAUCAAAGAUCUAGAGUUAUUGAUCGUGUAACUAAACAUACAAAAGAAAUCAUAUAUGUUAUCAUUAAACUGAGUUUAAUUUUAACUUAUUUAUUAAGAACAAUUUGUUUAAUUGUAUUUUAUAAAGCUCAUAUUUACAUAACAAAUUAUUUAUUAGAUCCGGAUCAUGAUAAUAUUUACAUUGAAUCACCAUUUGAAAAAAUUGAUGAUAAACGUUCCAAAGAAUUACGUGAAACAUUACUACCAUUAAAAACGUAUGAAUUAAACAAUAUAAUAUGGCAUCAAAAAAUGUAUACAAGAAUUGAAUUAAAACGUGUUAUUCAAAAUUUAAUUAAAGUAGUGGGUUUCAGUUUUUGUUUAUCUAUCAUAUUCUUUAUUGAUUUUUAUAUGACUGAAUUGGUUCAAGUAUUAGAUGAAAUAUCAAGUACAACAUUUAAAGUUACUAAUGAAAUAAAUAAUAAAAAUUAUACAUUUCAACAAAUUUAUUCAAUAUCAGAUAAAUAUCAAUUCAUUUUAAAAGGUAAUGGAAUCUUUACUGAAUUACUUCAAAAAACCAUCAAAAUUUUACAAUAUGCUAGUGAAAUAAAUCUUAUUUAUAAUUUAAAUGUAUGUAGUCCUAAAGUUGAAUUUAUAAAGUCUAGAUACUUUGUACAUUUUAUUAUAUUAUGGUUAUUAAUGAUAAUUUUUUGUUUAUUAUCUGGUUAUAUAUUACGUUUAAGACAUAAAUUAUUAAAUAUUUUUUAUCCAAAUUGUUCAAAAUAUCGUUUUAUUUAUUUAUAUAAUAAAUUAUUAGUUAAUAGACGACGUCAAAUGACCACUUUACGUAAUUUAAUUGUUUAUCAAUCACGACAUAAUCAAUUACAAAUACAAAUUACAAAACGUUCGUAUUAUUCAUUAUUAGAUAAUUUAUUUAAUAAAAAUAAUAAAAUUAAUUGUAUUAUAUGUAUGGAAAAAUAUAUCAUUAAUAAAAAAUCAUUAUUAUAUAUAUGCCCAUAUGAUAAUACAGUAAUAUGUCAAUAUUGUUUAAUUAAUUUAUUUAAUAAUCAUAAAAUAUGUAUUACUUGUUUAGAUAGAAAUUAUCAAAAACUACAAAAAAUUAAUAAUAAUAUUUCAAUAUUAAAACAAAUUAUAAUUAAUCAAUAA
Molecule: messenger RNA, 3153 nt
Organism: Schistosoma spindalis
Lineage: Eukaryota; Metazoa; Platyhelminthes; Trematoda; Strigeidida; Schistosomatidae
Source: the annotation of a GenBank genome assembly